UCCAUUGGCGCGUUCUGAUUGGAUACCGUGAUGCGGGUUCCAGCCGGCUGCGGCCUAGGGAGGGCACAGCUUCGCAUCAGCGCGUCUGCGCGAACAGUCCUCUGGGGUGACUUUCAAGAUGAAUUCAACCCUAAAAGCAAGUGAAAUUCGAGAGCGAUUUAUAGAUUUCUUCAAAAGAAAUGCACAUACCUAUGUUCACUCAUCUGCCACCAUCCCAUUGGAUGACCCCACUCUACUCUUUGCCAAUGCCGGCAUGAACCAGUUCAAACCCAUCUUCCUGAACACAAUUGACCCAUCCCACCCUUUGGCAAAGCUGAGCAGAGCUGCCAAUACUCAGAAAUGCAUCCGGGCUGGGGGCAAGCACAAUGACCUGGACGACGUGGGCAAAGAUGUUUACCACCACACCUUCUUUGAGAUGCUGGGCUCUUGGUCCUUUGGAGAUUACUUCAAGGAAUUAGCAUGUAAGAUGGCUCUGGAACUUCUCACCCAAGAGUUUGGCAUUCCAGUUGAUAGACUCUACGUUACUUACUUUGGAGGGGAUGAAGCAGCUGGUUUAGAACCAGAUCUGGAGUGUAAACAGAUCUGGCAAAAUUUGGGGCUGGAUGAUAGCAGAAUCCUCCCCGGCAACAUGAAGGAUAACUUCUGGGAGAUGGGUGACACCGGCCCAUGUGGUCCCUGCAGCGAGAUUCACUAUGACCGGAUCGGUGGCCGGGAUGCUGCGCACCUUGUCAACCAGGAUGAUCCCAAUGUGCUCGAGAUCUGGAACCUUGUGUUCAUCCAGUAUAACAGGGAGACUGACAGCACCUUAAAACCUCUUCCCAAGAAAAGCAUUGACACAGGGAUGGGCCUGGAGCGACUGGUGUCCGUGCUGCAGAAUAAGAUGUCCAACUACGACACCGACCUUUUUGUUCCCUACUUCGAAGCCAUUCAGAAGGGCACAGGUGCCCGUCCUUAUACUGGGAAAGUCGGUGCUGAGGAUGCGGAUGGGAUUGACAUGGCCUACAGAGUACUGGCUGACCACGCUCGGACCAUCACCGUGGCACUGGCCGACGGUGGCCGGCCUGACAACACAGGGCGGGGAUAUGUGCUGCGACGGAUUCUCCGCCGGGCUGUCCGGUACUCCCACGAGAAGCUCAACGCCAGCAGGGGUUUCUUCGCCACGUUAGUUGACGUUGUUGUCCAGUCCCUGGGAGAUGCAUUUCCCGAGCUAAAGAAGGACCCAGACUUGGUGAAGGACAUUAUUAAUGAAGAGGAAGUGCAGUUCCUCAAGACUCUCAGCAGAGGACGUCGCAUCCUGGACCGGAAAAUUCAGAGCCUGGGAGAUUGCAAGACCAUUCCGGGCGACACUGCAUGGCUACUCUAUGACACCUACGGGUUCCCGGUGGACCUCACUGGACUGAUUGCUGAAGAGAAGGGCCUGGUGGUCGAUAUGAAUGGCUUCGAAGAAGAGCGGAAACUGGCCCAGCUGAAGUCACAGGGCAAGGGGGCUGGUGGUGAAGACCUCAUUAUGCUGGACAUCUACGCUAUCGAAGAGCUGCGGGCAAAGGGCCUGGAGGCCACAGACGACUUCCCGAAGUAUGACUACCACUCAGACCCCAGUGGUGGCUAUGUGUUUGAGAGUGCAGUGGCCACAGUGCUGGCUCUGCGGAGGGAGAAGAUGUUUGUGGAAGAGGUGUCCACAGGCCAGGAGUGCGGAGUGGUGUUGGACAAGACUUGUUUCUAUGCCGAGCAAGGGGGCCAGAUCUACGACGAAGGCUACCUGGUGAAGGUGGACGACAGCAGCGAGGAUAAAACUGAGUUCACAGUGAAGAACACUCAGGUGCGAGGAGGGUAUGUGCUGCACAUAGGAACCAUCUACGGCACUCUGAAAGUGGGUGAUCAGGUCCGGCUGUUUAUUGAUGAGCCGCGGCGCAGACCCAUCAUGAGCAACCACACAGCCACACACAUUCUGAACUUCGCCCUGCGCUCGGUGCUUGGGGAAGCAGAUCAGAAAGGCUCACUGGUCGCUCCCGACCGCCUUCGGUUUGACUUCACUGCCAAGGGAGCCAUGUCCACCCAACAGAUCAAGAAGGCCGAGGAGAUGGCUAACGAGAUGAUCAAGGCAGCCAAGCCUGUCUACACCCAGGACUGUCCCCUGGCAGCAGCCAAAGCCAUCCAGGGCCUGCGAGCUGUGUUUGACGAGACCUAUCCUGACCCUGUGCGAGUCGUCUCCAUUGGGGUUCCGGUGUCCCAGCUGUUGGACGACCCCUCAGGGCCUGCGGGUUCCCUCACUUCCGUGGAGUUCUGUGGGGGAACGCAUCUGCGGAACUCAAGUCAUGCAGGAGCUUUUGUGAUUGUGACGGAAGAAGCUAUUGCCAAGGGUAUCCGGAGGAUUGUUGCUGUCACAGGUGCUGAAGCCCAGAAGGCCCUCAGGAAGGCGGACAGCUUGAAGAAAUCUCUCUCCACUGUGGAAUCCAAAGUGAAGGCCCAGACCGCACCAAACAAGGACAUGCAGAGGGAGAUCGCUGACCUUGGUGAGGCCUUGGCCACCGCAGUCAUUCCCCAGUGGCAGAAAGACGAGCUGCGGGAGACUCUGAAGUCCCUGAAGAAGGUCAUGGAUGACCUAGACCGUGCCAGCAAAGCUGACGUCCAGAAGCGAGUGCUAGAGAGGACAAAACGGCUCAUUGACAGCAACCCCAACCAGCCCCUGGUCAUCCUGGAGAUGGAGAGCGGUGCCUCAGCCAAGGCCUUGAAUGAAGCCCUGAAGCUUUUCAAGACUCAUUCCCCUGAGACAUCUGCCAUGCUCUUCACAGUGGACAAUGAGGCUGGCAAGAUCACGUGCUUGUGUCAGGUGCCCCAGAAUGCAGCCAACCGGGGCCUAAAAGCCAGUGAGUGGGUGCAGCAGGUGUCAGGCCUGAUGGACGGCAAAGGCGGGGGCAAGGAUGUGUCUGCCCAGGCCACAGGCAAAAACGUGGGCUGCCUGCAGGAGGCACUGCAGCUGGCGACUUCCUUUGCCCAGCUGCACCUGGGAGAUGUGAAGAACUGAGGGGAGGGUUGUUCUCCCUGGGAAGAUCUCCCUCUCACCCGGAUGCAUCAGUCCAGCCUGGAGCUCUCCAUAUGCCACAAGGGCAUAUGAAUUUGGGGACCUCAAACAGCCCCUUCUGUCCUCUAAUCCAGCAGUAACUGGAUCCUGCCUGGGAGCUACCCUGUGACUCUGUCCCUUCACAUUACUGCUGAGCCCAACACAUCGGCACCAUCUGUCCAAAACCACUACCCCACGAUUCCUGUUUAACAUCGCCAUGCUCGUGUCUAUAGAAAACAUCUCUGACCUGAAACUUCUGGGUCUGCAAAAGGAGGCCGUUUUGCCUCAGAAUAAAAGGACCAUGUGCAAUACAUGAGGACAUU
This is a messenger RNA of Fukomys damarensis (Damara mole-rat), 3384 nucleotides long. RefSeq names its product alanyl-tRNA synthetase 1 (gene Aars1). Gene Ontology annotation, cellular component: mitochondrion; cytoplasm. NCBI's taxonomy places the organism in Eukaryota, Metazoa, Chordata, Mammalia, Rodentia, Bathyergidae. Gene Ontology annotation, biological process: alanyl-tRNA aminoacylation; tRNA modification. Gene Ontology annotation, molecular function: nucleic acid binding; ATP binding; aminoacyl-tRNA deacylase activity. The coding region runs from base 119 to 3025 and encodes 968 amino acids. The transcript is spliced from 21 exons. The record is from RefSeq and is a predicted model, not a curated record.